Molecule: messenger RNA, 4375 nt
Organism: Psammomys obesus (fat sand rat)
Lineage: Eukaryota; Metazoa; Chordata; Mammalia; Rodentia; Muridae
Gene: Tlr3
Product: toll like receptor 3
Exons: 8
Coding region: 573-3290 (905 amino acids)
Biological process (GO): immune response; toll-like receptor signaling pathway; inflammatory response
Cellular component (GO): membrane
Molecular function (GO): protein binding; transmembrane signaling receptor activity
Source: RefSeq, a predicted model, not a curated record
GGUGUUUCCUUAUUGCAUUUGGGACAAGACCUCCUCCUGACUGGGAGAUGUCCUCAACUCUUCCUGCUGGAAAACUGGAUGCCCAUUUUGACCAAGAGAUUAAGUUGAACUUUACUCACUUUAGAAGGUUGCAAAGAAAAUGAAUCAAGGCUUGAAGGAAAUGUCUGAUUUUAAAAAGUCCGAAGACUAAGGAGAUGAAGGAUCUCUGGCUGAAUUGAUUCAGAUUGACUUUGGCUUCUAAUGUUAAUCCAGCUGUCCCCCACCUGGGGAGUAAAACUGAAUCCUGCAAGAAAAGAGGGUAGAAGAUGAUACAGCCUUUCCAGAGGUGUAGAUGUUACCUGAACAAUUAGUAGACUACCUCGCAGAAAUUCACCCACGAUCUGGAGGACUGAUGUGCUCCGUCAGCUCAGCCACCACGUUAGGAAGUCCAGCUGCAGCUGGAGACUAGGAUGCUGGUCCAGAAGCCUUCUGGGAAGUCCUGAGGACCCUCCACUGUGCUCUCCAGGCCUGGGAGGCCCAGCGCCUGGUGUGCCUAGCUUGUAUGGUGGGACUGCUGGGCUUUGGGCAGAAUCAUGAAACACCAUUCAUCUUACCUAAUAUACACCGUUGCGGGACUUUUGUCCCUAUGGAUUCUCUGUGCAUCUUCCACAAACCAAUGCACUGUGAGACACGAAGUAGCUGACUGCAGCCACUUGAAGCUAACACACAUACCUGAUGACCUUCCCACUAACAUAACAGUGUUGAAUCUUACCCACAAUCAACUAAGAGGGUUACCACCUGCCAACUUUACAAGGUACCGCCACCUUGCUAUCUUGGAUGCAGGAUUUAACUCCAUUUCAAAACUGGAACCAGAACUGUGCCAAAUACUCCUUUUGUUGAAAGUCUUGAACCUGCAACACAAUGAGCUAUCUCAGAUUUCUGAUAAGACUUUUGUCUUCUGCACAAACCUGUUAGAACUCCAUCUGAUGUCUAACUCAAUACACAAAAUUAAAGGCAACCCUUUCAAAAACCAGAAGAACUUAAUCAAAUUAGAUCUGUCCCACAAUGGCUUAUCAUCUACCAAGUUGGGAACUGAGGUCCAACUGGAAAAUCUCCAAGAGCUCCUCUUAUCGAAUAAUAAAAUCCUCGCGCUAAGACGGGAAGAACUUGAUUUUCUUGGCAAUUCUUCUUUACAAAAGUUGGACUUGUCAUCAAAUUUACUUCAAGAGUUUUCUCCAGGGUGUUUUCACGCAAUCCGAAAGUUAAUUGCCUUCCUUUUGAACAACGCCCAACUAAACCUCCACCUCACAGAGAAGCUUUGCUGGGAACUGUCAAACACAAGCAUCCAGAAUCUCUCUCUGGCUAACAACCAGCUGCUAGCAACCAGCCAAAGCACUUUCUCCGGACUGAGGCAGACGAACCUCACCUGGCUCGACCUUUCCUACAACGGUCUGCGUGACAUUGGUAACGAUUCCUUCUCUUGGCUCCCGCACCUGAAGUACCUGUCUCUGGAGUACAAUAACAUACAGUGUUUGUUGCCUCGCUCUCUUUAUGGACUUUCCAACCUGAGGUACCUCAGUUUGAAGCGAGCAUUUACUAAGCAAAGUAUUUCACUUGCUUCACACCCCAAGAUUGAUGAUUUUUCCUUUCAGUGGCUAAAAUGUUUGGAAUAUCUCAACAUGGAUGAUAAUAACAUUCCAGGCACACAAAGCAAUAUGUUCACGGGAUUGGUGAGUCUGAAGUACCUAAGUCUUUCCAAAACAUUCACAAAUCUGCAAACGUUAUCAAAUGAAACAUUUUUGUCACUUGCUCAUUCUCCUUUGCUCGUGCUCAAUUUAACGAAAAAUCACAUCUCAAAAAUAGCGAGUGGUGCGUUCUCUUGGUUGGGCCAACUCCGGAUACUUGACCUUGGCCUUAAUGAAAUUGAGCAAGAACUCACGGGCCAGGAGUGGAGAGGUCUGAGAAAUAUAUUUGAGAUCUACCUGUCCUAUAACAAAUACCUCCAACUCACUAGUAAUUCCUUUGCUUUGGUCCCCAGCCUUCAAAGACUGAUGCUCAGGAGAGUGGCCCUCAAAAAUGUGGCCAUCUCCCCUUCGCCUUUCUGCCCUCUUCACAACUUGACAAUUCUGGACUUAAGCAACAACAACAUAGCCAACAUAAAUGAGGACUUGUUGGAGGGUCUUGAGAAGCUAGAAAUUCUGGAUUUUCAGCACAACAACUUAGCAAGGCUCUGGAAACAUGCAAAUCCUGGUGGUCCCAUUAAUUUCCUGAAAGGUCUGUCUCACCUUCACAUCCUGAAUUUAGAGUCCAACGGCUUAGAUGAAAUCCCAGUCGAGGUGUUCAAGAACUUAUUUGAGCUAAAGAGCAUCAACCUAGGACUGAAUAAUUUAAACAUACUUCUACCAUCUAUUUUUGAUGACCAGACUUCUCUGAGGUCACUGAACCUUCAGAAGAACCUCAUAACGUCCGUUCAGAAGGAUGUUUUUGGGCGAGCUUUUCAAAACCUGAGCACUUUAGAUAUGAGCUUUAAUCCAUUUGACUGUACGUGUGAAAGCAUCGCCUGGUUUGUCAACUGGAUCAAUCAGACCCACACUAAUAUCUCCGAGCUGUCGGCACAUUACCUCUGCAACACUCCACGUCAAUAUCACGGCUUCCCAGUGAAGCUUUUUGAUACGUCAUCCUGUAAAGACAGUGCCCCCUUUGAACUCCUUUUCAUAAUUAAUACCAGUGUGCUGGUGAUUUUCAUACUUACGUCCCUGCUCGUUCACCUCGAGGGCUGGAGGAUAUCUUUUUACUGGAAUGUUUCAGUGCAUCGAAUUCUUGGUUUCAAGGAAAUAGAUGCACAGCCAGAGCAGUUUGAAUAUACAGCAUACAUAAUCCAUGCCCAUAAAGACAGAGACUGGGUCUGGGAACAUUUCUCCCCAAUGGAGGAACAAGACCAAUCUCUCAAAUUUUGCCUGGAAGAAAGGGAUUUUGAAGCAGGUGUUCUUGGACUUGAAGCAAUUGUCAGUAGCAUCAAAAGAAGUAGAAAAAUCAUUUUUGUUAUAACACAUCACCUACUAAAAGACCCUCUAUGCAGAAGAUUCAAGGUUCACCAUGCGGUUCAGCAAGCUAUUGAGCAAAACCUGGAUUCAAUCAUAUUGAUUUUUCUUCAGGAUAUUCCAGAUUAUAAACUAAACCAUGCUCUCUGUUUGCGAAGAGGAAUGUUUAAAUCUCGUUGCAUCUUAAACUGGCCAGUUCAGAAAGAACGAAUAAACGCCUUUCAUCAUAAAUUGCAAGUAGCACUUGGGCUACGGAAUUCAGCACAUUAAAUUUAUUUGGAGAUUAAGUUGGUAAAGGGAUGGAUCUAAUUUAUAAGGGUCCACCAUAAAUCUGACUUUUACUUGAAAGUUUUGUUAUCUGUUUAUAUGUGUAGAUGAUGAUAUUAUUUCAUAAUUGAAUCUCAGUUUUGAAACAUUUUUGCUUAUUUCAGGCUUCUUAUCCGUAACGGGUUUAUUCAUUCCGAAUAAAUUCAUGGGCCGUUAAGGGCAUCAUUUGUUAAUGAAUUCCCAAUUGAUCUCUGAGGUGUAUGAAAACUCCAAAGCGUUUAAAGGGGUUUAAAAAUAUUCUUUAUAUAAAUAAAACUCAGAAUUUUAUAGAUAUAAUUUUAAAAAAAUUGAGUCUUAGGGUGCAGCUCAUGCUGGUCUGGAAAUUAGUAUUUCAAAGAAUGUGGUCUUGAACUCACAGAGAUCUAUCUGCCUCUGUCUCCAGAGUGAUGCUUUUAAAGGCAAGCAGCACUACACCCAGCUACAUAAGCUUUUAUGAUGCUAAUUUUUGAGGCAUUUAUAGGAUAAAAGAUAAUUGCUUUUAUUGGUAUAAGGGUACGUGAAGGGUAACAAGAAUAACAUAUUUUAAAAGUGAGAUUUUGGUUUGUUUUUUUUUUUUUCAGUUGAAAAGCUUUGUAUUUAAUUUUGAUGUUGGUUUUGAUAAAUGUGGAGUCGCUUUUAAAUCUGCAUGCCCAAGAGCAGAAUAUCUUCAUAAUCUUCAUAGUUUCACAGGCCCCAAACCUAUACACAGCUGACUCCAUGACGGAAGUACCAUUUAGGUCAUAAAGCUCAGCACACAGACAGCACCGCCAGCCAAGGUGACAACAAAGAUCUAAUUCAUCAAAGUCCAUAGUUCUGGGAAAGUCUCCAAAUGUACUAACCUUGCCUUUUUGGCUUCUGUAGUUCUGCUUCUGGCUGUCUGUUUUUGUUAACCAAAAUAUGUCAACACGAAUUUGUGUGUGUGUGUGUGUGUGUGUGUGUGUGUGCACUUAAAAGAUCAACCUGAGAAAAGCUUGGGCCUACACUGGGAUCCCAAACACCCAAUGUGGUUGCUAAAUGGCUAAUAAAGACUUUCUGUUGUCUUAAACCCA